AUGAACGGAAUUUCCUCAACGCCAAACACGCUUCAAAACUCGAUGACAGUGGGAAACAAAACCAACUCAACUCCAACCAAUUACUCCUUCACCGAGGACUUUCCCACGGCGACUAUCAAAGAUGGAAACCGUUCUGCCGACGAUCCCUUCGCCCCCAACACCGAGAUUGAAUCUCACACCACUGGAAGACGCGCCUGUGGCGGCAUUGAUCAAGAACGAGUGCAGAAUUGGAUUGGAACAGGCCUCGUCGUCGUCAGAUUCGGAGUCAGAGUCUAA
Messenger RNA from Exophiala mesophila, 276 nucleotides. RefSeq lists its product as uncharacterized. The record is from RefSeq and is a predicted model, not a curated record. Lineage: Eukaryota; Fungi; Ascomycota; Eurotiomycetes; Chaetothyriales; Herpotrichiellaceae. The transcript has a single exon. Bases 1 to 276 code for a protein of 91 amino acids.